Melitaea cinxia (Glanville fritillary) is the source of this 1058-nucleotide messenger RNA. RefSeq lists its product as uncharacterized. The record is from RefSeq and is a predicted model, not a curated record. The transcript has 8 exons. Lineage: Eukaryota; Metazoa; Arthropoda; Insecta; Lepidoptera; Nymphalidae. Bases 1 to 990 code for a protein of 329 amino acids.
AUGCCAAUCGCCGAUGUCCUUCUUCACCCUGAGUUCAAACACUUCGGGGUUAAGACUAGCAUUGCUCUGUUGAAACUCUUAACCUCUGUUAAAUCAAAAUACAUGGUACCAGCCUGUCUACCGUUCAAAAAUUUUUUGAUAGGAAAAAAUGGAAAGCAGACCAGAGAUAAAAUAUACCACCUCGAUUUUAUUAGUGAUGUUCCCAGGGAUUUUUUAGAUGAAGAAAAGGAAUUGACACGAUUAAGUCUGCUGCCGAGAGAAUUGUGCUAUUUGUAUGAUAGUCCUGCGAAUGCGACUUCUGGAACAAAGGAACGUAUUGCGUGCACAACCGGUUGCGGGUUUCAUUCAGGAUCUCCUAGCUUCGUACACGAGCAUACUGGACACUGGUCUAUCGUGUCACUAGCGCAAGGUGGUUCCCCGUGCCCAGACCCAUUGCGUACCCGUCGCCCACCAUCUCCGCCACGUCACAUACUCUUGCACCCCUACGUACCGUGGAUUACUGCUGCGAUCACUGGGAAGGCGGUUGGUGCUUUUGCUAAAGACGACCCUUUUGGCUACGUUAUGCCCCGUUCAUCAAUAUAUGAUCUCAUUGGUCAUCGCUGGAACGGCCACUGGUGGAUGGGUGGUCUCCGCUGCUACGACAGGGGAGAGUCAGCUGAUGAUAUAUUUAUAUUCUAUCACGAAGUGUUUCAAGUUAAGCCAGUCACCUUCACCUACUUAACGUACUAUUUAGAGAUAUCUGCCGCUCAUGACACCAUGAUAAUUUGCGUGAAAGUUGGGAUGCCCUAUCAACUUGGACAACCCAAAGUCUGGCAGCUUGAUUCUCCAGAAGUAAAGGUACAAGUUCCGCUAGUAACUUUUUCUCAUCUCUACAAGUUCGAAGUGGAAGCGUGGGCGUACAACUCCACUGAGUCUGAGACAUCUUCACCAUCAUCUUCGACAAUUGAAAGCGAUUCCAAUGAAAAAGCCGCUCCCGAGACCGCUGGUUAGAUGUGGAGAUUAAUUAUAAAUUGAUUACAUUACGUGUCAUAUAGUAUAUUAAAAGGUACGAUAUAAAA